This is a messenger RNA of Aspergillus aculeatus ATCC 16872, 717 nucleotides long. RefSeq names its product SRPBCC family protein. Bases 158 to 619 code for a protein of 153 amino acids. The record is from RefSeq and is a predicted model, not a curated record. The transcript has a single exon. Lineage: Eukaryota; Fungi; Ascomycota; Eurotiomycetes; Eurotiales; Aspergillaceae.
GAAGACUUAGAACCAUCACGAGCUUUAAAAGGCAGAUAGUACGACGGUUGGCACCUCAUCUCUACUUCUCUCAUCAUCCCGGUAUCAUUUUGAGAUCUACCUCUUUUUACGCCCAACAUCAGAAAGAUCGUCAGAACUAUCUCACUCCAGCCUCAACAUGUCCACGUCAUCUCUGGUCCACUACACCACCGUCACCCGCGAUGUCGACGCACCCAUCGGCCAAGUCUGGGGCCUCGUGGCGGGCUUCGGCGCCGAGAAGGCAUGGUACCCAGGCGCCAAAUCGGUAUCUCUUGAAGGAUUUGGAAUAGGCAGCGUCCGCACCUUUAACUACGUCUACCCUGCCGGCAAGAACAAGGGCCAGGAAUAUACCUUCUCCGAGGAGCUUACGGAAUAUGACGCUUCCAAGCACUCGAUGACUUUCCAAGUUCGAAGACCCGAUUACCCAAACAUGAUCGCCUUUGGAACCACCGUCUUAGACUCGCUCGGGCCUAACAAGACCCGUUUCCGUUGGAUCGCGGAGGGUUCGCCCUUGCCUGAUGAAUUUGUCGCGGUUUUGCGCGAGGACCUCAAUGAACGGUUUGAUGGGCUUAUCAUUGCCAUCGCCAACCAGCUGGUCUAGAAGUGGAGAGAUUGAUUCUCGAGAAAGGAGGGAGGCAUAGUGUGAUUGGAACCACUCUAGGGGAGACCAUGCCAUUGUACGCAUUGAUUUGUAUCCAG